Messenger RNA from Eimeria maxima, 2253 nucleotides. Its product is annotated as calcium/calmodulin-dependent 3',5'-cyclic nucleotide phosphodiesterase, putative. The transcript has 3 exons. Bases 1 to 2253 code for a protein of 750 amino acids. The record is from RefSeq and is a predicted model, not a curated record. NCBI's taxonomy places the organism in Eukaryota, Apicomplexa, Conoidasida, Eucoccidiorida, Eimeriidae.
AUGCGUCUUGCUGGUGUAAUUGCUGCACUAAAGGCAUUAGAGGCAGAGAUGCAAUUUAAUAGUGCUAAACUUAUUACUGAUGAGGCAGCAGACCCUAAAUUAAUUGAUUGUUAUCAAUAUGAUGAACAACCUCUCAGAAAUCUACUCGAGGAGCAACAAAGAUUAAUAGAGGAGCAACAAAAACGUGAAUUAGAAUUAGAAAUGGAGAGAGAGGCAAUAUUUGAGGCCCAAAGAAGAGAAGAAGAAGAAAAACAAUUAAAAUUAGAGAUGGAGAAAAAAGCACAAGAAGAGGCAGAAAGAAAGGCAAAAGAAGAACAAGAACUUAUACAACGCCGUCGUGAGGAGCGCCGUCGUCGUCGUGCAGAGUUGGGCAGCAGCGGUAGCAGCAGCAGCAGCGGAAUGAGCAGCAGCAACAGUCGUAGCAGCAGUUUUGGUUCGGGUGGUGAGGAGAAUAGUGCUGCUGCUGCUGCUGCAGCAGCAGCAGCAGCAGCAGCAGCAGAAAAACAUAGAGCUAGUGUAUCCCCUGUUGCUGAGGGAUUUAAAUGUCUAAUAGAGAGGGAGAUACAAAGAAGUCGUCGCUCCUCUGCUGUGCAUAGAGGAGGAAUAGAUGAUGAGGAUAUAGGUGUAGAUGCUGCUGCUGCUGCUGCUGCUGCUGCUGCUGCUGCUAAUGGAUGUAGUACUAGUCUACAGCAGCAGCAGCAGCAGCUCUCCUCCCUACCUAGCGACGUACUCACCUCCUUCGAGCCACAGAUACAGGCACCAGGGGCCCUAGGGUGCGACGCAGACCUGCAGGCCUUUGCUACCCUUCUUGCUAGUAAAUUAAUGAAUGUUAAUGCUGCUGCUGCUGCUGCUGCUGCAGCAGCAGCAGAAGGGAAAGAAGAUGAUACUAAUCGACAAACUCCUAGAUCACCUAAUCAACAACAGCAACUGCAGCAGGAAGUGCAGCAGCAAGUGCAGCAGCAAGUGCAGCAACAGGUGCAGCAGCAACAGCAAGGGGAACAGCAACCAGUGCAACAGCAACAGCAAGGAGACCAGCAGCAAGUGCAACAGCAACACCAAGUGGAUCAACAGCAAGUGCAGCAGCAACACCAGCAGGAGCAGCAGCAACAGCAAACACAAACACAGCAGCAGAAAGUCAUAUUGCCUCAACUGCCGCUGCACCAAUUGCAGACACAGCAACAGCAACAGCAGCCACAGCAGCAGCAGCAGCAAAUGCAGCAGCAAGUGCAACAACAGCAAAUGCAGCAGCAACCACAGGUGCAGCAGCAACCACAGGUGCAGCAGCAACCACAGGUGCAGCAACAGACACAAGUGCAGCAGUCCCCAAUGCAGCAGCAGCAGCAGCAGCAGCAGCAGCAGCAAAUGCAGCAACAACCGAAUGAGCAGGCACCCAGUCUACCUGCAGGAGGUCUCCAAAUGCUGCAGCUUCCCCAACUGCAGCAGCAGCAAGUGCAGCAGCAGCAGCAGCAAAUGCAGCAAACGCAGCAACAAGUUACAAUGCAACCGGUUCAACAAGCAGCAACAGUGCAGCAGCAACAACCUAAUGCUGCUGCUCUUGUAAGCCAACAGCAGCAGCAGCAGCAGAAUGAUCAGGCAGCUGCAGCAGCUGCAGCAGCAGCAGCAGCACAAGCAGCAGCAACUCAGCAAGUAGCACCUCCACCAGCCGCUGCUGCUGCUACACCAUUAUCACCAACACCAGCAACAGCAACAGCAGCAACAGCAGCAGCAGCAGCAGCAGCAGCACCUCCAUCCCAACCCCAAGAAGCAUUACCCUCACAACAACCAGCAGUAGCAGCAGAACGAACAGGAGGAGGAGGAGGCGAAACAGCAGGAGGAGCAGCAGGAGCAGCAGGAUCAGGAGGAGGAGCAACAGGAGGAGAAGAAGAAGAAGAAGGAGGAGAAGGAGGAGGAGGAGGAGGAGGAGGAGGAGGAGUAGAGCUAGAAUUCGAUGAGUAUGGAUUCGUAUAUGAUGAGCAUGGGUAUGCAUAUGAUAGCCAAGGUGUAUGUCGUGGAUACUUCGGGGAGGAUGGAACUUUCUUCUACUUUGAGACAGAUGCAGCAACAGCAGCAGCAGCAGCAGCAGCAGCAACUGAUGCAGCAGCAGCAGCAACAACAACUGAUGCAGCAGCAGCAACUACAACUACAACACAACAACAACAGGUACAAUUAGAACAAGGACAGAUACAACAACAACAACAACAGCAACAACAAGAUCAACAACAACAACAACAACAGCAACCACCGCAGCAGUAG